This is a messenger RNA of Talaromyces rugulosus, 1545 nucleotides long. RefSeq lists its product as uncharacterized. The record is from RefSeq and is a predicted model, not a curated record. The transcript has 2 exons. The coding region runs from base 1 to 1545 and encodes 514 amino acids. Lineage: Eukaryota; Fungi; Ascomycota; Eurotiomycetes; Eurotiales; Trichocomaceae. Gene Ontology annotation, molecular function: iron ion binding; oxidoreductase activity, acting on paired donors, with incorporation or reduction of molecular oxygen; heme binding.
AUGCUCAUCGACAAAAGCGUUCUACGCCAUGUGAAACGAAUUUUCGGCGAAAGCAGCUUUACGCGGUAUAAUUGGAUGGGCUGGGAACUGCACGAUCGGUACUACUCGCAUCAUGAGCUCGGCGAUGCCUUUAUGCUGGUUACACCGGUUCGGAAUUGGCUGUAUAUUGGACAUCCGGAUAUCGUGAUGGAGAUUGUUCGUAGGAGGGAUGAUUUCCCGAGAUGUGUUGAGCUUACGCAGGUUCUGGAUGUUUUUGGUCCGAAUGUUAGCAGUGUUGAAGGCCGGCAAUGGGUACAGCAGCGGAAAAUAAUGGCCUCCUGCUUCAACGAACGAUACAACGAGGUCGUCUGGUCCGAAAGCAUAUCUCAAGCUACCGAUAUGAUUCGGUACUGGUCAUCACGUCCAUCAGUUCGAAGUACAGCGGACGACCUGCGUUCCUUGUCACUGGGCGUGCUUUCCAAAGCCGGUUUUGGCAAGUCCUUUAAAUUCGAGGGCUAUGAUGAAACCUCGCAUGCUGACCCUGCCGCCAGCUACAAGGAUUCUCUACAGCUGAUAUUGAAAAAUUGUAUCCUUCUUAUGGCCAUGGGACCAAAAUUUUUCACCGAUACGCCCUGGCUACCGUUUAAAUGGCGACAGCUCGGCGAGGCGGUCAAGGCAUUUCAAAAGUCCAUGACAGACAUGUACGAGUCAGAGAAACGCAGUAUCGCAGAAGGUAAAUUGGAUGCCGAUAAUAAUACUCGCCGCACGUUCUUAUCGUCGCUUGCCAAAGCAUCACUUGGUGCCAAAGAGGGCGAGGGUCUCACCGAGCGAGAAAUCUACGGCAAUAUCUUCGUCAUAAACUUUGCUGGCCACGACACUUCCUCUCACGUUUUCACGUUUGCCGUGUAUUAUCUGGCCUCGAACCCGGACGUGCAGGAUUGGCUGUCGGAGGAACUCUGGCAUGUGUUGGGCGACAGGCCACCACACGAAUGGAACUAUACAACGGAUUUUCCCCGGCUCAAGCGUUGUUUGGCCGUCAUGUACGAGUGUAUGCGACUGUUUACCCCUGCCCCAGUCACCAAGUGGACGCAUGACAAAGCGCAGUCACUCGAUAUCGGGGACAAGACGCUGUUCCUUCCGCCAAACACCAUGAUAUGUCUGGCUUAUUCCUCGCUGCAGACUGAUCCCAGAUGGUGGGGGGCUGACUCGCUUACCUGGCGGCCCUCUCGCUUUAUAAAAAAGGCCGACUCGUCAAUUCCCCAGGGAGAAAAGGCAGAGUUGGAUACAGAACAGUUCGCCCAGCCCAGACGUGGCAGCUUUAUUGGCUGGUCGGAGGGAACCCGCGACUGUCCCGGCAGAAAGUUUUCGCAGGUCGAGUUUGUGGCUACUAUAGCAUCAAUCUUUCGCGAUUGGCGCGUGAAUCCGGCUGUUUUUGAUGGGGAGACGAUUGAGGGGGCUCGCAAGAGGGUUCUUGACCUUAUUGAGAAAGAAUCUGCAAUGGUUUUGUUGAUUCAGAUGGUGCACCCGGAAAAGGCGCCUUUGGUCUGGUCGAAGAGGGAAGUGUAA